Molecule: messenger RNA, 10948 nt
Organism: Mauremys mutica (yellowpond turtle)
Lineage: Eukaryota; Metazoa; Chordata; Testudines; Geoemydidae
Gene: AR
Product: androgen receptor
Exons: 8
Coding region: 1123-3501 (792 amino acids)
Biological process (GO): androgen receptor signaling pathway; male gonad development; regulation of DNA-templated transcription
Cellular component (GO): nucleus
Molecular function (GO): nuclear receptor activity; steroid binding; sequence-specific DNA binding
Source: RefSeq, a predicted model, not a curated record
UUCCGCUCCACACCCGCCGGCUCUGCUGGCUGAGGAGCCAGACAGAGAGCAGCGGGACGGAUUCGAGUAAGCAAAAGUCCCAGCACCAGUCCGGUGCGCAGCACUCGCUGCUGAUCGCUCGGACUCCGCGGCGCACGCAGCUCUUCCCACAGCCCCGGGAAAAGGCUCUGCAGGAGCAGCGCAUCCCCGGCGGGGCUGAGCAGCAGCUCAGCUACUGGGCGAAGAAGAAACCAGCCGAAGUUGCAGCAAAGAGCCCCGGGAGCCAUCUGCUGCGCGCGGAGCCUGCUGCAAGGGAUUGCUCGGGGAGACGCGCUUUCCCUUUCCACAGGACUUGUUGCUUCACCCGACACCUAGCUCUGCGGCGGCACUUUGAAGCCCGGACGAUUUGGGCUCUGGGCUGCUAACAGCCUCUCCGAAUUCGCUGCCCCCUCCCCGCCGCCGAUCCUGGUGCAGCCUCGCUGGGACGCCGUGUAAAUAUUUUUGCAGCCGUGAGACGCUUUGUAGGCUGUGAUCCAGCCGAGCGCUAAGCGGCGCCCGCAGACUUCGGGGGAAGAAGGGGGUCAAGGGCCGCUCGGGACUGGAGCUGCGGCUGUGGCCUCUGUGUGUGUGUGUGUGUGUGUUUGGUGGCUAUUUGUCUUUAACCUCAGGUCACCCUGUUUGCUCGGCUGCGUCCCCUCCCUCUGGCUGAGAGGAGAGGCGUCAACUGCAGCCGCAGCAGCGUUUUGUAAAAAGGCGCCGCGCUCCUCCCUGCUAAAAGUUACCGGCUUAAUUAUUGCAAAGCCCCGGGACCUGCUUUGCGGCGUAGGCCGGUCUCUCCUCCCCCCACGCUCCUGCCUCUCUCCAGGUCACAGAUCAAAAGAGUAAAGAGCAGCCAGCCCCAGCUCCAGCGGUCGGAAGGGUCCUGUCCCGGCGGCACCUGCUAGUGCCAGGGUUUCCCUCUCCACCCCCAGCCAGCGUGUGGUGCCCGCGGCGAGCCGGAAAGGAUGGGAUUCGCUGGCCAGAGCCCGUGCUAGACCCGAGCCAGCGAGCUGCCCGAGAGGGGACAGGACCGCAAAAGGCUCGUUCUCCGCUCGCCCUCGAUCCCAGCGCUGCCGGCGGACUGCCCCGCGGCCCCCUGCGGGCAUGGAGGUGCAAGUCGGGCUUGGCAGCGUGUAUGCCCGGCCGGCGGGCAAGACGUUCCGGGGAGCGUUCCAGAGCCUGUUCCAGAGCGUCCGCGAGGUGUUCCAGAGCCCGGGCGCCGGCCCGCCGAGAGAGGAGCCGGGCCCCAGCCCCCAACCUUCCUCCUCCGCCCAGUGCCAAGCCGGUGCCCGCCUGCAGCAGCAGAGCCCCCGGCAGCAGCAGCAGCAGCCGGGCUCCCCCGCCUACCUGGCUCUGGAGGAGCAGCCCCAGGGCCAGUGCGCCCCGGCGGCCAAGGGGCUGCAGCCUGAGGACGGGGGCCCGGCUGUCACCCCCUCCUCGACCCUGUCCCUGAUGGGCUCCGCUUUCCAGGGCUGUUCCGGGGACCUCAAGGACAUCCUGGGCGAAGCGGGCGCCCUGCAGCUCCUGCAGCCGGAGGCCCAGGCCCGGGGCAGCCGCGGCGAGGUGGCUGGGGCCAAGGAGGACUUCCUGGGGGACAGCGCCAAGGAGCUGUGCAAAGCCGUGUCCGCCUCCAUGGGCCUGGGGGUGGAAGCGCUGGAGGCGCCCGGCGAGCUCCUGCCCCGGGAGGAUUGCAUGUUUGCCCUGCCCGGCGGGCACUCCCGGGCUGCAGCGGGCGCCCAGCUCCGGGAUUGCAAGAACCCGGCGGGGGCUGCGCUCCUGGAAGAGUCAGGCACCAGCCCGGCCUCCUUCAAAGGGCACUCAGCCGCGGGCAGCGGCCCCGGGCCGGGCGAGAACGUCCUGGCCAUAGACGUGCCCCACAGCCUGUCCCUGUACAAGGGCUCCCCGGGCCUGGAGGAGCCCGCUGCUUUCCAGGGGCGCGAUUACUACAACUUCCAGCUGGCGCUCGCCCCCCACGCCCGCAUCAAGCUGGAGAACCCCCUGGACUACGGGCCCGGCACCGCCUGGGCUGCCCAGUGCAGGUACGGCGGGGACAUGGCCAGCCUGGCGCCCCAUUGCCCUGCCUCGGCCCCAGCCUGGCACUCGUUCUUCGCAGAGGAGGGGCAGCUCUACGGCCCAUGUGCAGAGGCAGCUGCUGGCCCUUUCGGCUGCGGGCGAAGCCAGGGGCCACCGGGGCAAGAAGUAAGCGACUUCCCAUCCGACGUGUGGUACCCAGGAGGGAUGGUGGGCAGGAUGCCCUAUGCUGCUGCCUCCGGUUGCAUCAAGAGCGAACUCACCCCUUGGAUGGAGGGCUAUGCCGGGACCUUUGGGGAAAUGCGGCUGGAGGCUGGCAGGGACCACGUUUUGCCCAUUGACUAUUACUUUCCACCGCAGAAGACUUGCCUGAUUUGCGGCGAUGAAGCUUCUGGGUGCCACUACGGAGCUCUCACCUGCGGCAGCUGCAAAGUCUUCUUCAAAAGGGCAGCUGAAGGUAAACAGAAAUACCUGUGUGCCAGCCGGAAUGACUGCACCAUCGAUAAAUUCAGAAGAAAAAACUGCCCUUCCUGUCGCCUGCGAAAGUGCUAUGAAGCAGGGAUGACCCUGGGAGCCCGCAAGCUGAAGAAAUUGGGCAACCUGAAGCUGCAAGAGGAUGGUGAGGGAGCCAGCUCAUCCAGCCCAACAGAUGAGCAGGCCUCCAAGAUGGUGAUGACACGCAUCGAUGGGUUUGAGUGCCAGCCCAUUUUCCUCAACGUCCUGGAAGCCAUUGAGCCUGGUGUGGUGUGUGCAGGCCAUGACAACAACCAGCCUGACUCCUUUGCUGCUCUGCUGACCAGCCUGAAUGAGCUUGGGGAGAGGCAGCUGGUGCAUGUGGUGAAGUGGGCAAAGGCCUUGCCAGGAUUCCGUAACCUGCACGUGGAUGACCAAAUGGCACUAAUCCAGUAUUCCUGGAUGGGUCUUAUGAUUUUCGCCAUGGGAUGGAGAUCGUUCACCAAUGUUAACUCCAGGAUGCUUUACUUUGCUCCCGACUUGGUCUUCAAUGAGUACCGAAUGCACAAAUCCAGAAUGUACAGCCAGUGUAUCAGGAUGCGACAUCUUUCUCAGGAGUUCGGGUGGCUUCAAAUCACUCCCCAGGAGUUUCUCUGCAUGAAGGCUCUACUGCUCUUCAGCAUUAUUCCGGUGGACGGUCUGAAGAAUCAGAAGUUCUUUGAUGAACUUCGAAUGAACUACAUAAAGGAACUUGAUCGUAUCAUCUCUUGCAAGAGAAAGAAUCCCACAUCCUGCUCUCGGCGCUUCUACCAGCUCACCAAGCUCCUGGACUCCGUGCAGCCUAUUGCCAGGGAGCUACAUCAAUUUACAUUUGACCUUUUAAUUAAAUCGCACAUGGUCAGUGUGGACUACCCUGAAAUGAUGGCUGAGAUCAUCUCCGUCCAGGUUCCCAAGAUCUUGUCUGGGAAAGUCAAACCUAUCUACUUCCACAUGCAGUGAUGUCCCGGAGGGAAUCUCCUUCCCCUGCCACUCCCUUUCAGCCAUCUCCUGCCUGUUCUCUCUGCACUACUAUACUGCAGUGCCUUGGGGAGUCCCCUCUAAAGAUACUGUAUGCUGUGAAGAUGUACAGUGCCAAACGACAACCUACUGGGAUUCCUUUGAUUUCAAUUUUUUCUGGGGUACCUCUGAACUGAACUCCCCUUCACGGCUUCUGCGUAUGUCUGGAUGGCUUUGCAUCUCUAUAAAUGUUGUGGCAUGGUGACUUUGUGGCACUUGUUUACACCCUUGUGCUUGUGUAUUUUCCACAGUGACAUUUAGUGGCACAGUGCCACGGGAAGUUUCAGACUGGGAGAAAUUCCUCCAUUUGUUUUCUCUUUAAAGCAAUCAAGAAGGUUAAACAUGCAAGUUGGGAGGGUGGGUUAUUUUUCUGACUAACCUGGGGUAUUUUCCUUUUUGUCUGCAUCAUGUCUUCAAGAGGCAUGUGAAUUAAAAAUGCAGUAGUAGUGAGACAGGAAGGGGACAGGGAAAGAGACCAGAGCAUGGUGAAAUUAGAAAGUCUAUUUUAAAAUCAGACAGUCCUGUUGCGGGAAAAAUCCUUGUUAUCGUCUGCUCUGGUCAUGCCCGCAGACCCAAAUACCACACCGCUCCAGCCGUACGUGCAGACCCAUAUACCGGGCCACUCUGGCCAUACAUGCUGACUCAUAUACCAAACCGCUUUGGUCAAGCGCCCAGACCCAUGCACCCAUGUGCAAUCAGCAGCUUAGAGCAGCAUUAAGUAUUUACUCACCGAAGAAAUGCCCAAUUCACAGGAGUAUUUGGAGUGUUGUCAUGUCAGUAACGAGGACUGGUGAGGAUUAUGACCUUUGGAACCCCUGAAGAUUGCAGAGGGCUAACUUCCAUCCAGGACAUUUUUCCUGUGGACUGUGAGCCAAACCGGAUCUAAGUCUGUCCAAAGACUGUCCAGACAUCUAGUAAUCACAUUCCAGUUUUGAACAUUAUUUUUCCUCCACACCAGCAAACAAAGAAAUUACCCACUGGCAUCCAUCUCUCACCUGUGCACCACGAGUGCCUGAAGUCUCCUCUCACCUCUGCCUCUAGCCUGCUCCUCUUGGAUGUCUGAGGUCUCCACUUGUUUCUGCCCGUCACCGUGGGUGUCUGAAGGCCUAGAUUAUCCAGUGGUGCUUCUCAUUUGCCCUUUACCCGACCGUUUUGCAGAUUCUUUCAGAAGCCAACACAGAAAAGAAUCCCAGGAGCAAAGCGGUGAGAUCUUUGACUCUUUGGGCUCUGUGAGGUCCAGUGACUUUGGGAUUAUCCCGCUCUUUUGGAAACAGUUGUACGUGGCCUGAGAUCAGAGGCAACGCACGUGGGGGAGCAUGUGAGGUCAUGUGCCCCAUCCUCAGAUUUGCUGCUUGACUUACAUUGAGCAUGCUCACAUGGACUGAGCAUGCUCAGUAACACUGCUGAAGCCGCCUGCCCUCACUCUGCCCCCCGGCAGGCACAGGUCAUCUCUGCCUGAGAUUCCCAGCUAUUUCAGGGAAUGGUAAAGAAAGCAUUUAAGAGGCCUGUUCUCUUACUUAGGGGUUCCCAUGGCUCCCAUUAAUGUUAGUAAUUGAUCUCCACCAAGGAAAGAAUACACGCCCUCUCAGUGUCCCUAAAAUUCCUACAUUUUAAAAUUAGAACCCAAACAAAGCACAGAGCUAAACCUCAUGGAGAUGACAGUGUGUCGUCAGACUGCAGCACACUCAGUGAGAUGCCAGCUGGAGAACUCUGCCUAACACACAUGCUAUCAUUCAAAACGAGAUCAAAGGUUAGUCAUCUUUGUUUAUUGGCAACUUUCAGGGUCAAUAUUUCAGAGAGGAAUGUGUGUUUCUUCAAGGCAGAUUAAUGUUGGCUUGAAUCAUCCCCCUGGCAUUCCUAAGGACACAUUGGCCCACCUAGGAAUUUUAUUCAGAUUUGUUUUUUUUCUGAGGUUGUACUGCACGUGCAGGAUCUGACCCUUCAUUCCCUGGUGGCUCUGAGUUCCCUCCUGCACCCUUCCCCUCAUCUCGUGAGCCCAACACAGCAACAAGAGCCCUGUUGGCAGGACUGGCUUAUGAACCAGAUUUUUGAAGAGGUGGAUCUGAGUUCAUCUUGUGUAAUAUGGCAUCCCACUAUGCCCGUGUGAUAACAGCAGAUUAAAUUUGCCAUAAGCCUCCUUUAUACACUAGGAGAGUCAGAGGUUUAAGCCUGUGGAUCCCCACCAGUUUUACUCUCCUCAAGUAUGUGGGCCUUUUCCAGCCUAACGCCCUCCCCAACCCCUCCUUCUUCAUGCAAAAGAAUUGUGGCAAUUCUGCUGCUACUGGGGCCUUUCAUGGGUUGGAGACCGCCAUCAGCCUUAGAGUGAAACAGCAGCUUGUCGAGCUUCAUGGUGCUGCACCUGGGGUUCUGUGCAGAGUGCUUGUCGGCACAGAAAGUGACCACAGAGUUUCUCUGAUACUUUUCAAUCAUACUGUAGGGGUUGCAUUUAAAAAAAACAAAAACAACAACAACAAAAACCCUUUUCAACCGUUGUGAAUGAGUUUUCAUCCCCUACGGGGCGUGGCUCUGAUCACAGCGUUCCUAUGCUCCUCGUGAGUGAUAGAAUAGUAAUAAGCUCUUUUUGAUAUCAGCCAGUUGGUACUGUGGUAUUAUGAAUAUCUUUUCUCUUUAAAGGCUUAUAAAAAUACUGACAUUUUGGUGUGAUUGAAAGCAGCUGGUGCAAGGCUCCACUGACUUUGAAAAUAUACCAGGUUAAAAAGUUCAGUUUACACCAAAGCCUGCUUCUUUGCAUUGUGGUUUUUCAGCUAGUUAGCAGAUGAAUACAAUGAUCGGCUGGCUUGGCACAGCACAACUCACUCCAUAAUGAAUGAAGGAUGUCUGGAGUAUGCAGGAAGGCAUGUAUUUUGCAUUUGCUCAAGUCCAUGCAAGGGUUUUGCCUUUGUAUACUUAGGGAGCUGGGUUGCUUGGUACCAUUCUAGAAUGUCAAUGGCAGGCUGGCCAGAGAUCUAAAGUAAAUGUACUGCUUGCUACAAACACUCCUGUUUGAUGGACAGAACCACGUAGUGGACAAGAGAGGGGGAGAGAGAGGGAGGCCACGGGCUGUGACAGGCACUAUACACACAAGUUGCACACAUUCUGUAGAUGAUACGAAAUGUGAAUCCUUUAGGAAAGGAGCAUGUGGCUCACUUGAAGUACAUGCCAUCCAUCCAAUACUGUACAUCACAACUAAGUUGCGUUUACUGACCUCCCUGCACCAGUAGUUUCUUUGCCAGACCAGCCGUAAUGGGAAGUGAGGUUUUUGUUUGGAAGCUGUUCGGUAUCACUUCUUGUUUAAUCUGAAAGCUGGCUUUGUACGACAUUGUUAGAGGAAUUACUGAAGAAUCCGGUCACAAUAGCUAGGAUCAGUGACACGUUUAUUGGUCUCUGUAUUCACCGGGGUUUUUAAACACUGUCGUCUUCAGUUUAGUUUCAGUGGCUGGAAAAAGGCUUGCGAAAUGCCAAAGCGCUGACUUUGCGAUGUUCUUCUGUACUUUGUUUUUUAUUUUCCAUUUUUAUUUCUACGUGUGCUUAAAUAAAACAAAGAGAACCCCACAACCCCCAUGAUAAUGUAGAAAUUGUCCUUAAUACUACUACACACUUUGCUUAGCUUUUUUGUUUAAUGUUACUCCAGGAACUCAUGAAGCUAUUUGCUUACUUGGCAAUGCUUUCCAGAACACGGGUGCAAAUAGCUUGCAAGUACCCCUCCAAUUACAUAGGGCUAAAUUCUUCCUUCACAUAGAAGAGUUCAAUUUCUCCUGGAGUUACAGGCAUGAGGAGGCAGAAUUCUUCACUUAGCAAGGACCUGGUGACUACACCGUCCUGCAUAUUGCUAGGGAGUUUCAUGCAGUGAGAAUAAAAAACAUGUAACCCGCAGUCUGAUUGGGGAAAAAGAAGAAUGGAUGAGGUGUUCAGUGUUCAAUAUUGAUCUAACUCCACUCCCAUUGAAAUCAAUGGGAGUUUUACUAUUGACUUAAAAAAGAACAAGAGUUAGGCCAAUGCUAAAGUGUAUUUGAAGAUCCCACCCAAUAUGUGUUUGCUUUGAGCCAUAUCUGGAGGGUCUAACUCACAUUGUACUUAGUGCUUACCCAGGAAAGACUCCCAUUGAGUUUGCCUGGGUAAGGGCUGACUAGAUUCCCCUCUCAUUUACGCUAGUGUAAGCCAAGAAUACAGUGCCUAACAAACAUUGAAGUCAAUGGAGUUAUCCCAGUGUAAGAUAGAGGGGAAUCAGGCCCCAGGAGCUGGAUCUCAGGAUUUGUCCCCUACUUACUACACACUAUAGGAACUCUCUGGUCAGUCACCCUUAUGAUGAAGUGGCAUUUCCCCAGUGAGAGCCCUGCCACUGGGGGUAUGUCUAUACUUCAGCAGGGGUGUGAAUCCCAGCUCAAGGAGACAUCCUUGCUCUAGUUCUCAUCAAGCCAGAGGCCUACAUGCUGGAACGCUACCUCUCCACCCCCCAACCCUACCUCCCCUCCACACCGCACCUGGCUUUUUUGACAAAAGAGCGAACGGGACAAAUGCCUCCUUUAGGGGAAAAAAAAGUCUGGGACGGGCUUAAAAAAGGGACUGUCCCAGCCAAAAUGGGAUGUAUGGUCACCCCAUUCUGCCACUCAUGCUGCCACGGCUACCCUGUUUUAGCACACUAGUGCGAGUAUGUCUCCUCACACUGGGAAUCGCACCCUAGCUCUAAGAGUAGACAUACCCUAAAAUGAUACUAGUUUUAUAAGUAGGUAGGCGCCAUGAUCCAUAUGUAAAUGAAGGUGACUUACAUGGUAUUUCUCACCAGUGACGUCAAGUGUUACCUGCCUCCUAGCAGAAUAGGAGUGACCCUUCACCACUGCAGGAGCUCUGAACUGAUCUACCACACACCCAGCACCUUGUAGCAGAUGUCUCCUCAGCCCUUUGUCACAUGCAGCUACAGCUUCCAAUGUUGUUGUCUCCCUUAAUGUUUAAAACUGAAAAGAACAAGAGAUAUAUCAUUUUAUAUUACCAAAGAUUUCUAUAUAAAGUAAUGACUUAAAAGGCAUUUUUCACAAAGUAGACACUAAGAGAGAUUAAAUAUCGUUCAGAAAAUGGGUCCUUAAGUGUGUGCCUGUGUUAGUAGAAGCUUUUAUGUACUCUUUUUUUUCUGGUACUAUUGACCAGGUUUUGAAAGGUCCAUAGUUGUAUUGUGUAAAUGGAGUAUAUACUGGCAUGCUGUAUUCUGGCGCCAGUAUUAGUUUGCAGAGGAGCUGUAUAUUUCAGGGACAAUAUUUGCACUGGAAGGACAGCAGAGAGAAACCCAUGUUGCUCCCCCCUUUGACAGCACAAAACUUCUCUUCAAGCUAAGGCAGAGAGUUGAAACGUGUUGUAAACUGGCAUUUGCUUCGUAAUCAAAUAUCAAAGUAGAUCUAUGGAGUGAGUGAAAUAUGUGCCUAGAACUGUUCAUAUAGACCGGUCUCUGCACCUUCACAUUUUGGUUCCAUUUAAGAACUGUUAUUGCCUGUGGGAAGCAAAUUAGUAAUUGCACCUUGAGCUUAUGUGAGAACUGGGCUGGCUCCAUUGGCCUCGUGCUCUCACCUAGGAAGCCGUGACCUUGGCACGCUACCUUGCAGGCCACAGGGCGAGAGGUUGUGGAACCUUCCAAAGUGUGGGGAUGUGGGUGGCCUUUGGAGACAGUGCGCCAUGUCAUGUCCUACAUUUUACUAGCCCAGAGCUGAGGCACAUGCAGAUUAUUGCUGCAAACUCUUUGGACACUAGCUUCCCAGUUGCAGGGUGUCUCAUUUUAGUUGCAUUUUCUGUGGCGGACUAAUUGACAUCUGGAAAAGGGGCCUUAAAAUCCAACCCCUCCACCCCACCAAUCAGGCUAGCUCCAUCUGUGCACUAGUCACUGCCUUGGGGAAGUGAGGAGGAACCUCCCUUUUAAAUGGACUGCGGGGAGCCUGGAUUUAGAUGCCUAGGACCCGUAGCUGUAUCAUGCACAGAACCACAGGAGCCGUAUGCUGAGUGGCUCUCCUUGCUGGCUGUUUUGUGUUAAAACACUGGGUUUGGGAGAUGGUCUGGAAAGUUGAUGGCAAAUUAAUUUUUUUUUGUUAACAUGUCUGUAAUUAAAAGUGCUGUAUAUAGAUGAUAUUUUCCUUUUUUAAUAAGGCUAAAAGCUCACUGCUGGGGCGGUCUCUCACCCCACAGCUAUUUGUGUGAAAGCUAGAAAGAAUGUCAUUAUGGUCACUCAUCUUACUACAUCUGAACCAGAUCAUGAGGCAAACAGCUAUAGUUCUGUGGGGCUCCCGAAAGGAAAAGCGUGGCAGCCCACAGAUUGAUCAGACGGGUUUUUCAGGUAGAAUAAUGCAGCUAGUUCACUAGAUCUGUUUCUACAUUAUGAGAUUCAAAAGUGAUAGCUAGGCUUUGGGCAUCUGAGGCAUAUCAUUCAAGCAGCCCUCUGCCCAGUCGCAGUAUGGCCCUUCUACUGUUUUUGUUAACGCUUUCUUGUCCUUGCAAGGUUUGCAAUCAUGUAAAAUGUAUAAUCGUCUUUAAUUACAUAUGCAGAAUUGUGGCUUUCUUUCAGACAAUCCACUUUAAAAAAUGGUAUCCUGGUGCCCCAAAACGGACAGCUACUAAGAGCUAAAUUCUGUUCCUGUGGAAGCCAAGUGGGAAUUCUGCCAUUAAUAUUAACGGAGCCAAGAUUUGGCCCUAAAUGUAUUAAUAAGAAAAACCGAGACCCACAAUGUUAACUGUCAUUGAGGCUUAACAUUAACUGACAUCCGGCUGCUUCAGUCCACAAAGAUGUGGCUGAAAAUGCUUCCCCAACAGGGAUCAGUGAGUAAGAAAUUACCAUGCUAGUGUGAACUUCAUUUAUUUUUGCUUGUAAUGAAUCAAAAAGAAGCAUUCCUGCUACUAAGGAAAAAACAACCAACUGACCCUAGUACAGGGGGAAAUAAAAACAGAAACAUUCAUUUUGCUUUUGACUUCUUUAGUCCAUGCUCGAGUUCAGUGUGUGCACCCAGCCGAUGCUAGACAGCAGGACAAACUUCAUGCAGUAGCAUUCAGCUCUCUUUUUGUAACCUUGGAAUCUAUUGUUGCUCUGAGUUUAAUAAAAGGCAGAACCUUGUUUGUUGGAAAAUCAGUGUAUGUGUGUGUUUGUCAUUUGUUUAUUUCAGACAUGAGUUUGGAAAAUGUCAUCCGGUAAGAAAAAUAUUUGCUAGUGGGCCUGCCAAAGUAAGUAAAUAAAUAAAUGAAUAAUUGGCCCGUUUCCUAGUGUCAAAGUUGUAUGCUUGGGUUAUUUGUAACAAAAGCUGACUGUGGAAAAUUGUCUGAUAGUCCCUUAUCUUGAUUGUUAAUUCAUUUAUACAUAAAAUAAUUAAUCUUUUCAUCUCAGCCUCUGGAUUGUUUAAAAAUUGGCUUUUAUUUUAUUAUA